Molecule: messenger RNA, 810 nt
Organism: Zingiber officinale
Lineage: Eukaryota; Viridiplantae; Streptophyta; Magnoliopsida; Zingiberales; Zingiberaceae
Product: probable BRI1 kinase inhibitor 1
Exons: 1
Coding region: 274-681 (135 amino acids)
Cellular component (GO): plasma membrane
Molecular function (GO): kinase inhibitor activity
Source: RefSeq, a predicted model, not a curated record
AUACGAUACGAGUCAUGAUAUUAAAGGCAAAAACAGAGGUUUGAUAUCGGGCAAUGUUAAAAACAGAGAAACACUACAAAUACUGCUCUGCUUCCUCUGAAGCCUCUCCUCAUGAAUUCUCCUUCACUACAUCCUUCCAUUCUCCACCUACUACUAGCCCACGACGGAGCUCCACGACGAAGUAGGAACCAACUCCAAGUGCUUGCUCUCUUCCUUCUCCGGCCUCGCCAACGCGCGUAAAAAGGCAACGAAGGCAAAUCGAGGGGAGCGGGGAUGGAUGGCGAGAAUGGGAAGGAGAAGAACAGAGGGAGAUUGGUCUACAUGAGCCGGAUCCUGAAGAAGUACUACGCGAGCGUGAUGCAGCCUCUGCUGUUCGUUAAAGGGGAGAAAGAAAAGAAGAAGGCGCUGCAGAGGAGGCCGUGCUCAUUCUCCGGCGAUCCCGGUUUCAAGGAGCAGGGGAAGAGAGGAAAGCAGAGGAGGAAAACGGAGCAGCUGCGGUCGGCGCCGGAGUCCGCGAGGACGCCCAGCGCCAACAGCGGGGCGCUGGCGUCGUCGGUUUUCUCGUCCUCGAACGGAAGCACGAUGGAGGAGCUGCAGAGCGCGAUACAGGCGGCGAUCGCGCACUGCAAGAACUCACUUGCGAAUUCCGAGCAUCAAGGGAAUGAGAAUCUGGCUGGCUGACGGCGAGAGGCUGCCUGAGAUCAGUCGACUGUUGAAUGGCGAUAAAAAGAGGUGAACUUUGUUUUUUUUUUUUUAUGUUGGAAGUUUGAGAAAUUAAUGUGAAUGAAUUAAUCAGUCUAUUAAAUUUAA